CCUUGAAGAGUUUAAGUUAUGGAGCUUCCUGUUUUGUGGAGUGUGUAGGACACAGUACAUCAUACUUCCCCAGAAGGGCUAGAUACAGCUACAGGUAUACAGCAGUCACCAACACAUUCUUGCAGGGAAAUAUUUACAGAAGCAGUGGCAUCUCUUUGGAGAGCACAGUGAUCAUUGAGGUAUUGGGGAAUUGCCAGCUGGUUUUGAAAGUGCAAGAUGUACAGAUUAAGAAAAACCUUGCAUCCAGAGAGGAGCCUCUGAAGCAAAUGGACAGUCUAAGGGAAGUACUAGAACAGCAUCCUCUUCAUUUUUCUUUCCAUGAUGGGAAAGUUAUGAAGCUCUGUCCUGUGAGGAGUGAACAGACCUGGGCUCUGAACAUAAAGCGAGGCAUUCUCAGUGUCCUGCAGACAUCACAAGCAUCCACUGCUAGUACAGUUGUUGAAGAGGUGGAUGUUCUGGGAAUAUGCCCAACCAGGUAUCAGCGGAAAGGUUCUGUUUUUGUCAAGACAAGGGACUUAAACCUCUGCUCGCAUCGGUAUUCUGGCUUUACUUCUGUGCAAUCUGUGGUUCUUCCUCAUUCUGAGCAGAAGAUCCUGUCCUCCAAACUGGAGUGUGUUCAGAGCAUUAAGGAUGGAGUCCUGGCAGAGGCCAAAUGUACUGAGUCCAACCUGCUUACGCUGUCCUCACAGAAGAGUGGUGGGGCAAAGACACAGACACAGUCUUCACUGACACUCUUUCAAGUGGAAACAGAAACAUUGUAUAGAAAAGUGGACUCUGAGGAUCUGUAUGUGACCAACAUGCUCUAUGAAAGAGAAGAAACUGAGAGGGAGGUCACUGGCGGGGAAGUGACUGAACUAGUGUGGAAGCUUUGCUUAGCACAUAGUACAAGUUUUGAGACUGCAGACCUUUUCAUGACUCUUGUGUUUGAGCUUCGACAUCUUUCUCUUGAAGCCUUAAAAGCAGUAUGGCAAAGAUCUUCGUUUAAAUGCAGAGACAACUGGCAGCCACUAAUAGAUGCUCUCCCAUCUUGUGCUACAGAAGCAUGUGUUAUCCUAAUGAAAGAAAUCAUAGCUUCUGGAGAAGUCGAGGAAGACAAAAAGGAGUAUUUCUUCUGGUCUUUGUCAUUCAUUCCUAAACCCACCUCAGGCAUGAUUGAAUCUUUUGCUCCAUUGCUAAAGUCACCAGGAGCAAGCCAGAGCUGUUUCUUAGGAGUAACUGCUCUCUUACACAGAUUUUGUUCAGCUUACAACUCCUGUGAUGGUGUACCUGCUGUGCAGAGUGUGAUGAGGACUCUUGGGAAAUUUUUGGGAGGAAAUUGUACCGUGCAAGAUACAGAACAACUCAGCAAGAUGCAGCUGGUGUUAAAAGCCAUUGGAAACGCAGGCCUGGCAGCAGCUUCACUAGCUCCUGCUCUGAGCUUGUGUGCUUCCCUGAAAAGCAAUCCAGUCGACAUUCGUUUAGCUGCUAUCCAGGCCUUCAGGCGCAUUCCUUGUUCUGGCAGGGAUACUGUAUUAGUUCGGCUGUAUCAAGAAACCAGUGAAGAUGUGGAAAUAAGGAUUGCUGCCUAUUAUAUAGCAAUGAAAUGUCCUCAUGGAGAGUUAUUUAAACAAGUACAAAAGACUUUGCUGAAAGAAACAUCCAGUCAAGUGGGCUCCUUUGUUUGGAGUCAUCUCUCUCAGCUCCUGGAGACAGAUGACCCACUGAAGGAGCACCUUCGAGAUUCUAUUCCUGAUGAAAUCCUGAGCAGAGAUUUUGAUCGGGAGACAUGGAAAUACUCCUCAUAUUCUGAUGCCACAUUCCACUCCGCUGGUGCAGGUGCAAAUAUGGAAGCAUCAGUGGUCUUUUCUCCUGCAUCUUUUCUACCACGAUCAGUCAUGACAAAUUUGACUGUUCACCUUAUGGGGCAGGCUGUAAAUCUGCUGGAGAUUGGUGUACGAUUAGAGAAUGCUGAAGCUCUCGUGCAGAAGACCUUUGGGCAGAAAUCUGCUACUUUCAGUGACUACUUUUUUGCAAACACUAAUGAAAGAAACCACAAAUCAGAAAAUCCAGUGAAAACAACAGGAAAAGUCAAGCAGAGGAAGCUGACUUUGAAGCAGUAUGGCUCCACUGAUCAUCUUGUGACCAAGUCUGGCAAGCCAAAGUUGAGGAAAGCUAACCAGAAUUGUCCUAGUAGAAAGUACAGUAAGAUGAGUGAGAUAGUCAAAAAGUUUACUGAGACAAGGAUGGGAAAGGAGGCACUGAAAUGUGAGCUAAGCAUGAAAAUCUUUGGAAAUGAACUUAGCUUCUGGAAUUGUGAAGAUUUAAGAAAAAAAAGGAAACAUUAUUCUUUAAAUCUGGCUGCGUUGGCUGUCAAACUUCUGAAGGGGCAAGAGGUCCAGUUUAAUAAAAGGAUGAGUUUGGCCACUGAAGGAUUGCAAUUCCCAGCAAUUUCAGGCUUUCCUGUUCAGCUGGCAGUCAAUGCCUCAGCAGCAGUGAACAUAAAAAUCAAAGGGAAUGCGGAUUUCAAACAACAGUCAAAUUUCUUUCUAAGUGGGUAUAUCAAGCCAAGUGCAUUUGUCCAGCUUUCUGCUCAAAUGGGAACUGUGGGGAUUCUGGGACAAGCUGGCCUAAACUGGGUAAUAGGAAUGAGGACAUCUUCUAGUCUUGAUGGGGGAAUCCAGGUAAAAAAAGGGCAAGAGCUCAAAGUUUUUUUGAACACUCCAGAAGAAUCUAUGGAGAUAAUGAAUUUCAGCUCUAAGCUAUACUUCAAAAUGGUGGACGAGAUGGAAGAUACAGAUGUUUUCCAGCACCACACAGAAACCAGAUCUUGCACUAGAGAGGAAGUGUCUAAGAUUAUUGGCUGGCAGCUGUGUUCUGAAAUGUCAUAUCCUGCCGCAGCCAGUGGUUUGGUUUUCCCUCUUACUGGACCUUUGAGAGUGGCUGUCACAUUAACUAAGCAAGACAGAGGCCUGCAGCAGUACAUUGUGGAAGCUGCAUAUAACUAUAUUGCUCAGGAGAAUUCAUGGAUCCCAAAUGAAGCUGUCCUUCACCUCUUCAUUGGGACUCCAAAGUCAGACUUGAAAAGGGAUGUUGGCAUUGACCUAAAUUUUAGUGUCCCACAGAAGCAAUUCAGAAUCCAAUUUAUGCAACCUAAGAAAAAAAUUGCGAUUGAUGGGAGAAUUGAGUUUUCUAGAAGUUCACGAGUUGGACACCUGGAGCUGAUAGUAGAUGAUCAAGAUGUAUAUUACAUUAAGGGAAUGACAGAUUUGCAGAUGCUGGGUGGAGAGCAGAGAUAUGUGACCCAGCUGGAGGUAAAGCUGAUAAAGGAAAGCAGUCCUAUCAUUCUGUCAGGAAACAUCACUAAACAACUUGGCAAGAAGAUAACUUUUUCAGUAUCCCUGAAUAAUUUAUUGAAGGAUGCUGCAUUUCUUUCAGUGUUUCUGGAGAAGAAGGUUGAUGAUAAGCUGAGACAGUACUCAUUGGAAGGGGAGACUUACCUUCCAGGUGUUGUUGGAGUUCAUGUCAUCAGUCUUCUCAAGCAAACUGAAGGCUUGUGGUCUCAUGGUUUGAGGAUGAAAUAUGGACUCCUAGGAGAGGCAAAGAAUCUUCAUCAUGAAUGCAGUGUGCGGCAAAAGAUGAAAGUGGAGACAGGUGCACAUGGCGUGUACGAACUUGAUAUUGGGCAUGAAUUUCACUGUAUGCAGACUCCAACCUAUAAUCACAAGGUUAACCUGAAACAUGAAACAAGUGCAUCUUGGCUUUCCUCCCAGAUGGAAAUUAGCUAUGGGAAACACUGGAAUCAAAUAAACAACAGGAAGAAACUGCUGAUUAGCCAAGCAUUUAAGAACAGUUCCAGUUCAUCUCUAGUCAACUAUUUCAUGGAGUUUACCAUGCAAGUCCUGGAGAAACAGGUGAAUUAUAGAACCCAGCUCCAGCACUCGCAUGCCUCUCAGGUUUAUUUGCAGAGCAGCACCAACUUUGAGGUGCAGUACAAUGAUCACGUGCCAUUUGUGGCUGGGCUGCAGUGGAAAGAUGCAUCCAGAAAUGGCCUGAAGAAGUGGGAAGGUCUAUUAAAUAUAGACACCCCAUGGCUAUAUCUGCAUGCAGCUCACAAACUACAUCAGCCUCAGCAUUCUGCUUAUUUGUUGACUAUGGAGCUGACAACUGGAAAAUCUCUCUCCAUUAAGAAUCUUGUAGUGGAACUAUUAUAUAAAGAUCAAGGCAAUGAAAAGGAAGGGAAAAUUCACAUUUACACACCAGCUACCACAUACCUACAGGCAUCAACAUUUAAUCAUCUUGGGAGGAAUGUUCUGCAUAGCUAUAGUGAAAUGGUAUCUCUGUGGAAUCAGCUUGUGAAGAAUGAGAUUCAUUUGGAGAAUAAUGAGCGAGCCAAGUUUCUCUGCUUUAAGAUAAAGAGUCCAAAACAGGAAUUUAACUUCACAGCCAGCUAUCAGAAUCUGGCAGUGCCUAAGAAGACAAACUUCUCAGUAAAGACUGUAUGGAGAGAUUAUAAAAGGCUGCCUGUUGUGCUACAGUUUGAAGGCCAGAUAGAAGAGCUGAAGAAGGAGAAGAUGCUCUAUCAAAAACGUGGAACAUUCUAUUUCAGGCACCCUUUCACAGUGCCCAUUUUGCAGAGCUUCCUUCUGCAGGAGACAUUUAGUGUUGACAAAAAGCAAAAGCACUAUUUAAUGGAAACAAAUAUUCUGAUAAAUGGGCUGGAGGAAACAGUUCAAACUCUUACACUUGGUUACCAACCUGAAAACCCCUAUAUUUGUGCUAGCUUAGUUCAUCCAUAUAACUACAAGUUGUUGCCCAAAGAAGUUGAAAUAUGCAUAUUAACUCGAAAUCAUCAAAAUUUGAAGCAUGAGCUUGAGACUGCCUUGAAGAUCAAUAAGGAAGAUGUUCUCAGCUUUCUGGGGAGAUAUGAGGACAAAUCCAAUGAGGCAGCUCUUAGGCAUCUUUUAUACAUGGAUGUGACACAUUCGUUCCAGCUAGAGUUUCCACGAGCAAUGGGCCUAAGUGGGGAGCUGUUUUCCAGGCAGACUAAACUGGAACACUUUGACUACAGUGUGAGUGUAAAAGCCAUCAUCAACAAGAACAUGUCUUCACAGGCCCAGGCAUCCCUAAAGAGUUAUGGUGAGAGCAGUUUCAAUAGCUCUUUUUACCUUCAUUACAAUGGAAGGGGCAUGCUGAUGCUGGAGGUUGAUAUGACCACGGAAAACAGGCGAAAAAGCAGAGCUGUUGAACUGAGGGCUUUCCUUCAUCAGGCAAUCCUGACAAAUCCAGAAUCAAUACAAUUCCAGCUCAUAGGCAAAGUAUUUCCUUCAAGACUUUUGAUAUCUUCUGAGAUGAAGCUUAAUGAAAAUAAGCUUCACAUGGAUUUCAUGGGAGCGAGGGAGCAGAAAGUCGGUCUUGUUUUGUCCCUAUAUGGAAAAGUCCAACACACAUUUGCUGGAUUAAAGGCUGUACCUCAUCAUCUUUCUCUGAAUGGAUUCCUGAAUUGCAAAACCAACAUUCGUGAUGGUAACAUCAAUGUGAUGGUCAACAAAACACUGUAUGGGCUCCAUCUCAGGAACAGAAAUGUGUUUGGGAAUACCACCGUACACAGUAUCACUUUUGCUAUGUUUCAGAACGGCAGUCAGGCAAUCCCUGUGGAGGCAAAACUGAAAGGACGCCUGGAGCUGAGCAAAGAGAUGAAAAGGGUGCUAGCUAGCUUCCAGGUGGAUGAGAAAGCCCUUUUUGUAGAUUUUUCCAAUAUCAUGAGUCAUGGGCACAGCAGCCUCAGUGGGACUUUCACACAUAAUAUCAGCUUUUUUAAAAAUGCAGGAUUGCCCUUGGAUGUCAUUGUUACUGCCAUGUGUAAUCAUGACACAAGAAAUCACACCAUUACGGUAGUCCUGCAGAGUGGCAGUGAAAGGAUUACCACUAUGUUUGGAAGUCACAGACUGUCCACAGAGCAUCCUAAAUCUGAGGUAUCUGUGAGUUUGAAGCACAACAUCUCAAAGAUAAAGGAACAUGGGAUCCCUUUUAUUGUGGAAGCUGCUGGCUAUUAUGAGAAUUUCACCAGAAAGACUGCUGCAGGGAUAACAGCCACAGUGGAGAUGAAACAGCUCAAAGUUGAAAUAGAGAAGAAAGCCACUGGCAGUGCUAUGGAAAUUUCUCUUUUACUUCACCAUGAUGUGGAAGGACUGAUUUACAUUGUUCCACGUGUACUAGAGGUUGCUUGCAGUGGAGAAUCUGCUAAUGAGCAACUUUCUGGCCUUUGCAAUGGAGCAAUUAUACUUCAUCAUUUUGAGACUCCAGCAAGAGUUUCACUGAAUGGGUCAGUGUUUACCAGCAACUUUACUGUCAUCUUCUUUGGACAUGUUUCUUUUCACAACAUGUUUGCCUGCCUGCAACUCCAUGCCACCACUAACAUCCAGCCUCAUUUAAGUAUUGACUUCCAGCAUUCUUUGCCUUUGCUCCAGUCUCUGGGACUUGCUGGAGAAAACCAAGUGAAGGUGUCAGCUAUGAGAAGUGACAAGUAUAAGGGCAUGUUUGAUGUUGUCCUUGGGCCUUGCAGUUUGAAAGCUGAUGGAGAAGUGAGCCUAGCAAGCAAUGAAACAAAUACAGAAUGGGUGCUUACUUUUAGAAACAAGUGUGUCAGUCUAGAGAGAAUGGGAUUGCCUCAUGCUGUAGCCUUUGGGGGCUCAUUUCAUCAGAACAUCUGUGAUGUGGGUUUGUUAAUGAACCUCCAGUGUGAUGGCAGAACAGUUAAUGUGCAGAUAGACACUUCCUGCAAACAGGAAUAUACGCUGCAAGGGGUGCUCAGGCAUUCAGUUCACUGGCUGAGUCAGCUUGGGCUGCCUUCUGAAAACUCUGUCUUGUUAUCUGCAGCCACAGACUCCACCACAGAGGGAAUUUUGUUGCUGCAGGCUGGCAAGUGCAAACUUAAGGCUAGAGGAGAUCUCUCUAUUCAGAAUAAAACUGAAUGGACACUGGAAACGGAAACAGAAUGUCAGCUUCUGCAGGAUCUCUGUAUUCCAACUCAGUCAUGGCUCACAGGAUCUAUUCAGAAAGACAAGUGCCAAGCAGAACUUUUCUGUGUCCUUGAAACAGAAGGCAAGACUGCCCAUCUUGAAGUGAGAGCAGAGCGCAAGCCAAAGGUUACACUGGAAAUUCAGUUCAGGCAUGACCUCCCUCAACUGAGGGAAAUCCCAAGGGAAAAUAAGCUGUCUAUCACUGCACGAAAACAGUUAAAAUAUCAUAUGGGAAUAGGAAUUAAAUCAGGUGACUGUGAGCUUCAAAUGAAUGGAGACUUUGACCCUGAAAAGAAGCUUCAGUGGAAAAUGGUUAUAGAAAACAAAUGCCAAACAAUUCAGGAUCUUGGAGCACCAGUAACAAUUGAUUGUUCAGGCUAUGUUUUGAUGGAUAAAGUGCACCUAGAUUCACAGACUUGGAUCACUGUCGAUGAAAGUAAAUUACAAGGACUCGUUAUACUUAAAGUCACUGAUGAAAGACAAGAGCUGGAUGCAGUGCUAACCCAUAACAUUCAAGGAGCUGCUGACAUUGGCAUUCCUAUGAGGAUGUUAAUAGAUGUGGUAUCAGAAAAAAAAAGUGACUUCUAUAAAAGACUUAUUCACUUCUGUGUGAACAGCAAGCAAAUUACAGAAGAACUAAGCUUUGUCCAGAAGUUGGAUGUUGUGUCUCUUAACUACAAACUUACUCAUAACAUAGAAGCACUGAAGACUUUGCAAAUAAGAGACAGGAUUCAGUUGCAGGCUAUCCUGAACCUGAAUGUAAUCAAGAGCUUUAGUAUGAAAGCACAUUAUGGUGCUCACCUAACAGCUCUUAAGGGACAAAUCCAGGAGUUUGGAACAGGUACCAACAUAACUGGGAAUUUCCAUCAUACAUGGCCAUGGCUGCUGCAAGCCAGAGUCCCAUCAUCUUUACAGGUGGAUGUAGUUUUUCAAGGGGGAAACACAACUCAAGAAAGUUACGUGCACAUUGCAGCUGAAGAAACAUCAAUCACGUACAUAAUAAACUCCUAUUAUGUUGGUCACCACGUGGCUAUCUUAUGCCAAAGUGUACAUAAUAGUGAGGAACUACAGGCAUCUGGCUACCCUAAGGCAAUCAACUUGAUUCUCAGUUUACAGAAAUCAGAAAACAAAGCCAAGACUAUCUGUGAAAUCCAGUAUGAUGGCAAAGAUAUAUGUGUGUCUCUGGAUAUUGACACAGACUUUCAGCCUUAUGGUAUAUUUGAAUUCAUGGCAGAGGUGAAGCAUUCAAUAUCACUUCUCCAUUAUCUAGGACUUCCCUUCUUUCUUAAGGAAAAAAGGCAGACAGCUCUUGAUGCUUUUGUGUUGAGUCUAGAAAAGUGCAGUCAAGAUGAUGGCUUUAAGUCAGUCAAGAGAUUGUGCUCACUUGAGGUGAAAUGCUGGGUAGAAGCUAUCGUGUGUGAUUGUUUAUUUCUCCCUCCCUCCCUCCAACAGAUGACAGUUCAGGAAGUCCUGACUGAAGAUGAAAUCAAAGGAGCUCUGAGGCUGACCUAUGAACAAAACACAAACUUCUCAUUUACCAUCAGUAGGAAAAAAGACCAACAAGGUGAAGAGUUGACUAUAAAAGCCCUCCAGCCUCAUCCCUACUUUCUACAGUACUUCCCCAGUGCAGCAGAACUGUCUUCUAAGGUAAAUUAUGAUAUGAGUGAAGCAAAAGGCAAACUCUACCUCAGGAUGGAAGAAAGUGAUUUCAAUGUUACAGCUAAGCUAACUGUCACUAGAACCAGCUACACUAAUGUCAUUGAAGUAAUACAGACAAUGUCCCAGUUAAAAAUUCUUCCAAGGCAGCUUGUGGUUAUGAUGGACUACAAAAAAGGCAACAGAACACGUAUCCUGAGGCAUAUUGCUCUGUGGGAUGGCAAGGAGAUAAAGGUUGCAGGCACUUACACUGGACUCUUCCCAAAGUUGCCUGGAGGUCAUCAUGUUCAGGUGGAACUUUUCCAUCCCCUCUCCAUUCCUUUCCCAUGGCAUGCCAGGGUCAACUUACAUAUGAAACAUUCGGCACAUAGUCACCAGGAUGAUCUUACUGUCAUCUGGAAUGAGAAGGACCAGAUAUCAGUGUCAUCUUCUCUGAAGUUUGGAAGAGACCGUACAAACUGCAGAGCUAGUAUUGCCCAUCCAUUUAAUUACACUUUGAAGCAGCUGGAGGUCCAUUCCCUGUCAGACAGAAGAGGCAGAAAGUACAACCAGCAGCUGCAGUUGACAGGGAAUGGUGGGCAGCCUGCUAACAUCCAGCUGACCCUGGAGGAUAAAUCAAAGAUGGACAGCACUGCCUGGGGUGGCUGUAUGAUACUCUCUUCAGGUCAGCUUCAGAGACUAUUACAUAUGGAACACCUGCAUGCGUGUGGUUCUCUAGAGCAAAGAUCAGCAUUGUUUAAUGAAUAUCUAGAUCUGAGCUGGGAUAACAAAAAAUUCAAACACAACUUAACUUUUGAGAGAAAUCAGUUCUUGUAUCCUAAUAAGUUUCAGUUAGAAGCUGUUCUGGAGAAUAUAUUCCUGACCUCAUGCACCAAACAGAAGAUUCUGGGUAAAGUGGAAACAAACUACUUGUCUAGCCUGGACUAUGAUAUGAGCUUUGAGUUCUGUGACCUUACACAUGUAAUUGCUUUCUCUGGAAAGCACCAGCUCAACAAAGAUGACAUCAUUUUGCAGUCAGAGAGCAGGUUCCACCUUGCUGAUCAUGGGAGAGAUGAGGGGUUGAUUGGAAUAUCCUUAAAAAAUCAGAGUACAGCUGAUGUGAAGAACUAUUCUUUGGAAAUUGAAUUAAGAGCCUUUGAAGAUAUUUGGCUAGGCCUGACAGGAACUGCUGCUUCCUCAUCUGUGCAGAGUCAAAUCCUGGUGGAGGGGAUUGUUGAUCAGAAAGAGAAAGUAAAAAUAGCUGCUUCUAAAGGAAAGGAAUGUUUCCAGUGCUACGUGGGGUAUUUGAAAGGGGAUUUAGAAGAAGGAAUGGAAGUCAGUGCUUGUACUGAUGGGCAACAGAUGGCUACUGUUAAUACCUAUCUCAACAUUAACGGUGAAAGGCAAGAAAACAUGGGACAAAUGACUCUAGCAGCUGUUAAUGGAAGCUUGAGUUUUCUGGCUCAUGGUUGUGGGGAUCCAGUUCUUAAGACUGAGUACAAACUUAAUGAAAUUGGGAGCCUUCUGAAAGCCAAACUGGUGGAGAAGAUAAAGAAGAUUGAGGGAUACAUGUGGAGAUUCAGGAGCUCAGUGCAGCAAGUUGAUUUGCUGUCAGAAACAGCUGGCUGGCCCUCCAUAGCCUUGCAAAAGGUAGCAGGAUUACUCCACAGUGUGGGUAGAGCUGUCGCCCAGGUGUGGAAGCAAAGUGGAAUUGGGCAUAUACUGAGAAGCAAACUCCCACUUUACCUGGAUAAAAUUCAAGACAUUGUCCAGCAAAUGCAGAAUGAAUUGCAAAACCCACUAGCAACUUUGAAGGAUGCCUACUACGAUGUAACCUUGAAACCACUGGAUGAAGUUUGGCAAGAGAAGACAGAGGAGUACAUGAAGAAAAUCCAGGCUUUUUUACCCAAGAUAGUAAAAGAUGUGUGGCUAAUGGAACCAAUUCAGGUGGCACUGAAGGCUGUGAAAGCGGGCUUGGACAUGACUACACAGCAGAUGCUCAGGUGGGCAGAGGCCCUGUUUUCUAGAGCUGUGAGCAAGAUCCGGAAGCCCUUACUCAACCUGUACAGUUUCUCAGCCAGGAACUGUUCAGUGGCAGUAAAACUGCCAGUACUUCCUAAAGCUGGAUCUCUGGAUCUGGGAAAUAUCACUCAUUAUCUCAUUGAAGAAAAGCUAAUGAGGCCUCUCCAAGACCUCUACAAUAUCAACAUAGUUGCAGAGUAUUAUAGAUUCAAACGGAGGAUGCUGGAGAGUCCCUUCGAAUAUCAUGCUAUGUUAAUGGGGACCAAGCAUCUUAUGACUUUUGAUGGCAAAAUUUAUGAUUUGGCAUCAAAGUGCAGUGUACUUCUUGCAAAGGAUUUUGCUCACAAUACAUUCACUGUAAUACUAAAUGAGGAAACUGGUAACUCAAGAUCCCUGUAUGUGGAGAUGAACCAGACCGUGAUCAGCAUCUCCCCAAGACUGAAGGUAUCCAAGACAUACAACUUCUCCUUUAUGGAAGAAAACUGCCAAGCACUGGAUCAGUCCCUUGAAAAGAAUACCAUUAAUUCAAGGAGAGAAAGCAAUAAAAUAGAAGUGUCCAAUCAGAAAGGAGUUUCUGUCUCUUGUGACUUCCAGUAUGAUCUCUGCACUGUCACUCUGGCUGGCUGGCAUCAUGGCAUUUCAGCUGGGCUUUUUGGUACCAAUGACAAUGAAGCUGGAAAUGAAUGGAUCCUUCCUAAUGGUUCCAUCACUGACAACUUGCAGGAGUUCACACAGAGCUGGCAGGUGAACACAUGCAGGCUUGUACAGAAGAAAGCGGAGCUGUGUCCAAAUAAGCAAAAAGUCUGUAAAGUGUUUUUUGAGGAACCACGUUCACUUCUUCGGAACUGCUUCAGAGUUGUAGACCCUGCACCAUUCUACAGCAUGUGCACUUACGACUCCUGUGGAUCACAUGAGGUGAAGGCUGCCUGCAGAUUAGCAGCAGCUUUUGUUCACUUGUGCAACCAAAACUUUGUCCCUGUAGAAAUUCCUCCUCAGUGCUUGAGCCAGUUCUGAAUGGCAUAUACCAGCCCUGAAGAUGGAAGAACCUUUUUGGCACCCAAAAUAAAACAACCGAUUAAGGUAGAGAAGCUAGAAGCAAUAGUAGGGAGACCAGUAAAAGCGGGAAUGAAUUUGUGUUAGGACCAUGAGUAUAAUGAAGCAUAUAUAGUCUAGAGAGCAAGCUUUUCACCCAGAAACACCUGGGGUAAGAGGAAUGAUUUCAGUACAGUGACAAGAAGAAAUUGGACAUAAGAUUAUCAGGUACUUGAAUAAAAAAGUAAAUUUCCCAUUCAAUAGCAAAGGUGCCUCUUGACAAGCCUUGAACCACAGCAGGAAUAUGUGUAAAGAUGACAAAAGGUCUCUGCCAGCACAGACUGGUACAAGUGGGCUCCUCUGUGAGGGCAGUAUGUCAGCUUUGAGCUGGGCAGAAAUGCUGACUUCCUUUUUCUCCAGAACUAUAACUCAGCUACCCAGUAAAUUCUGGAGGAAGUGCCCUUUUUCGAGGGAAGUGCCCCAGCACCCAAGAAGGCUAAGCAAGAAGUAAGAUGGUUAAAUAAAUAACUGAAAGCCUUUAA
Pezoporus occidentalis (night parrot) is the source of this 12229-nucleotide messenger RNA. RefSeq lists its product as uncharacterized. Gene Ontology annotation, molecular function: lipid carrier activity. Gene Ontology annotation, biological process: lipid transport. The record is from RefSeq and is a predicted model, not a curated record. The transcript has 72 exons. Bases 267 to 11669 code for a protein of 3800 amino acids. NCBI's taxonomy places the organism in Eukaryota, Metazoa, Chordata, Aves, Psittaciformes, Psittacidae.